Molecule: messenger RNA, 1876 nt
Organism: Salmo salar (Atlantic salmon)
Lineage: Eukaryota; Metazoa; Chordata; Actinopteri; Salmoniformes; Salmonidae
Source: RefSeq, a predicted model, not a curated record
AGUUGAGAAUAGUGAGCAGUAUGCAAACAUAUCCCAGAGUGCAAUGUGGCAAUUGGCAAACGGGUAAUGUUGUGGGAGGAUAAACACAUUUUGCGGUUGUCAAUUUGUAGUUGCUAAUAGCUGACCGGUGCUGGAAGAAAAUCGUAUGGUUCGAAGGAGGGGGAAGAUUUGGUAUUUGACUGAACGGCCUUGGCCCCGCGUUCGACAGCAUGGAGAAACAGUUGCAUUUGAAUGUGUUAGCUUCCAGACCUCCCGUGUCAGGAGGCUUGCAGUCGCGGUCUAAAAUGAGAAUGGGACCUGGACGGAAGAGAGACUUCUCCCCUCUGUCCUGGAGUGAAUACUUUGAAGCGAUGGAAGAUGUAGAAGUGGAAAACGAUAACGCCAAAGAUACGUUCAGAAUCUACUGCAGCGGCCAGCAUGGUCCUGUGCUGCUCCUGCUCCAUGGAGGAGGCCACUCUGCUCUCUCCUGGGCUGUGUUCACUGCGGUGAUAUACAACAGAAUUAACUGCCGGGUGGUGGCUAUGGACCUCAGGGCCCAUGGUGAGUGGCUAACUCUCCCUCAUGAUAACACACGUUCCUUCUGGUUACCUCAUAUUCAUGGUCUCAAUAGUAUUAUUAUUUAUUUUUUAAACUAUUUUCUUUCCAAAAAAGGUGACACCAAAGUAAAGAAUUCUGACGAUCUCUCAGCGGAAACAAUGGCCAAGGACAUUGGCAAAGUGGUAGAAGCUCUCUAUGGAGAAAACCCACCUCCGAUCAUGAUGAUUGGACACAGCAUGGGUGGAGCUAUAGCAGUUCAUACCGCUGCAGCAAACCACGUGCCGUCUUUACUUGGCCUGUGUGUGAUUGAUGUCGUGGAAGGCACAGCAAUGGAUGCAUUAAACAGUAUGCAGAAUUUCCUCAGGAGUCGACCAAAGACCUUUAAGUCUGUGGAGAAUGCCAUUGAGUGGAGUGUGAAGAGUGGACAGAUCCGAAACGUUGAGUCAGCCCGGGUGUCCAUGGGAGGCCAGGUGAAAAAAUGUGAGGAACCCCUCAACAGUCCAGGCGUCUCCAAGAGCAUCAGUGACGGCAUCAUUGAGGAGGAAGAGGAGGAGGAAGAAGAAGAAGGAGAAUCCAACCACAAAAGAAAGAAGGAGGAUGACCAAGAGGUGAAGAAGGAGACCCUUUAUACCUGGCAGAUUGAUCUGUCAAAGACAGAGAAGUACUGGGAGGGCUGGUUCAGUGGCCUGUCUGCCCUCUUCCUUUCCUGUCCUGUGCCAAAACUGCUCCUGCUCGCUGGUGUGGACAGGCUUGACAAAGAUCUCACAAUUGGACAGAUGCAAGGGAAGUUCCAGAUGCAGGUGCUCCCUCAGUGUGGCCAUGCUGUCCAUGAGGACGCCCCUGAAAAAGUAGCAGACGCUCUGGCCUCAUUCAUGGUCCGUCACAAGUUCACUGAAUUUAAGGAGGGUUUCCUGUGCUAAUGGGACCCAAAUAAACAAUAAACUACAUAGACAAGUGCCAGUUUUGUCCUGGAUCCAUCCAGCAGUCAUGGAGGAGUUUCCUGGAGCCUCAUGGACACCAUCUUCUGCCAAUUACUCCCAACUGUGAUAAAAUAAUGUUCAUGAGCACUAUACAAAUUUCUCAGCACUUAAAUCGGUAAAAGAUAUAAUUUAAAUGUAUUAUUAUUACUACUACUAAUACUUUGACACUUGUGGUUUUGCCCUUUUUUUUGAAAGCAGGGAUUUUGUUUUACCCAUCCCACUCAACCUUUUUUAUUUUAAUUUCCUGUGAUGCCUUGCCUGUUUCUUGUUACAUUUUGGCUAACUGCGUCUUGUUAUGAUAUGUGUUUAAUGUUGUUGGAUUUUAAGAAUGAUGAAUAAAAAUGGAAAAAUAAUAUUUA